UAAAGACAACGUGGCUGUGAUUGUGAGACUAGCAGAUGAUCGGAGCUGCUGCUGUUCAGAGGACUUUGGUGUUUGUUGGAGCUGAAGAUCUUCUGCAGCUGCAGGAACCAUGUCUUCAGAACCUCAGGAGGAUUCUGACAGAGAACAACUUUCUGCUGCUGAACGAACCAUCGUCCAGAACCAGGAGGAGCUCUGUGGUCAGAGAGGACUGAUGGAUUCCAGCUGGAACCCGCAGCUUCAGCUCCACAUUACAGUCCUCCCACAACACUGUUUGAUAGAAGAAGAUCUCUGGAACCAACAGAGGAACUUCAGAGAGGAACAGAAUGAUCCAGAACCCAUGCAGACUAAAGAGGAACUGGAUGAGCCAGAACUUUUACAGAGAGAAGAGGAACAGGAGGAACCAGAACCAUCACAGAUUAAAGAGGAACAGGAGGAACCAGAACCUCCUCAGAUUAAAGAGGAACAGGAGGAACCAGAACCUCCUCAGAUUAAAGCAGAAAAGGACGAACCAGAAUCAUUGAAGAUUAAAGAGGAACAAGAAGAACACUGCAUCAGUCGGGAUGAAGAGCAGCUUGAUCUGAAGCAGGAGACUGAAACCUUGAUGGAGAUUCCUACUUAUGAGAACAGUGAAGCAGAUGGAAACAAUCAGCAGAGCUUUUAUGGAACUGAUAAUCAGCAUGAAGAAGGAAACCAACAUGAAGAAUCAACAUCAACUCCAGAUGAAGAGACAGAGCCACAGAACAGAGAUCAGAGGAAGAGAAGAGACAGAAGUCAUGUCCAAAGUGUGGCCAGCUCUCACAUGUCAGAAGUUCAGUGUGACUCUGUUGUUAGAAAAAAGUUCAAGAUGAAAACUUCGGCUAAGAAAUAUAAACAAUGCCAAAAAGAAAAGAGACUUUCCUCUGCAGGGUCUGGUAAAAGAACAAGAAUUCCACAUGAUGUGUCAGUCCACAUGAGAACUACAUCUGAUGAAGGACUUUAUGUCUGUGAGGAAUGUGACAGAAGUUUUAGUCACCUAUCUAAGGUCAAAGUGCACCUGAGAAUCCAUACAGGAGAGAAGCCUUUUUCUUGUGAAGAAUGUGAUGCACGUUUUAGUUGUAAAUCUCAUCUCAAAACACACAUGAGAACUCAUACAGUAAAGAAGCCUUUUUUGUGUAAGGAAUGUGACAUAAGUUUUAAUCAAAUAUUUAAUUUCAAAAAGCACAUGAGAACUCACACAGGAGAAAAGCCUUUUUUGUGUAAAAAAUGUGAUAAAACAUUUAUUUGGUCAUCUCAUCUCAAAACACACAUGAGAACUCAUUCAGGAGAGAAGCCUUUUUUGUGUAAAGAAUGUGAUAAAAGUUUUAAUCAAAUAUCUAAUUUCAAAAGACACAUGAGAACUCAUACAGGAGAGAAGCAUUUUUUGUGUAAAGAAUGUAAUAAAAGUUUUAGUCAAACAUCUAAUCUCAAAAGACACAUGAGAACUCAUACAGGAGAGAAGCCUUUUUUGUGUAAAGAAUGUGAUAAAAGUUUUAGUGAUAAUUCUGGUCUUAAAAAGCACGUGAGAACUCAUACGGGAGAGAAGCCUUUUUUGUGUAAAAAAUGUGAUAAAACAUUUAUUUGGUCAUCUCAUCUCAAAACACACAUGAGAACUCAUUCAGGAGAGAAGCCUUUUUUGUGUAAAGAAUGUGAUAGAAGUUUUAGUCAAACAUCUAGUCUCAAAAGACACAUGAGAACUCAUACAGGAGAGAAGCCUUUUUUUGUGUGAAGAAUGUGAUAAAAGUUUUAGUGAUAAUUCUGGUCUUAUAAUGCACAUGAGAACUCAUACAGAAGAAAAGCCUUUUUUGUGUAAAAGAUGCGAUAAAACAUUUAUUAGGUCAUCUCAUCUCAAAACACACAUGAGAACUCAUAUAGGA
Molecule: messenger RNA, 1892 nt
Organism: Oryzias melastigma (Indian medaka)
Lineage: Eukaryota; Metazoa; Chordata; Actinopteri; Beloniformes; Adrianichthyidae
Product: oocyte zinc finger protein XlCOF6-like
Exons: 2
Coding region: 110-1744 (544 amino acids)
Biological process (GO): regulation of transcription by RNA polymerase II; central nervous system development
Cellular component (GO): nucleus
Molecular function (GO): DNA-binding transcription factor activity, RNA polymerase II-specific; RNA polymerase II cis-regulatory region sequence-specific DNA binding
Source: RefSeq, a predicted model, not a curated record